Molecule: messenger RNA, 1014 nt
Organism: Biomphalaria glabrata
Lineage: Eukaryota; Metazoa; Mollusca; Gastropoda; Planorbidae
Product: FMRFamide peptide receptor frpr-18-like
Exons: 1
Coding region: 1-1014 (337 amino acids)
Biological process (GO): G protein-coupled receptor signaling pathway
Cellular component (GO): membrane
Molecular function (GO): G protein-coupled peptide receptor activity
Source: RefSeq, a predicted model, not a curated record
AUGAAUAACUCACUCGCAUCGUCAAAACUAAAACAAAUUUUAAUAAUUGAUCAAAUAUUAAUAGAAGUGAUCUUGACUAUUAAUCUUACAAUCUUGACUGAAGCUAUUGGAAUCGUUGGCAUUGUGGGUAAUGUCAUUAGCAUUCUCAACUUCAGAAAACAAGGCUACAAAGAUGGUAUCAACGUGACUUUAACUGCGCUGGCGUUCAGUGAUCUAGGCAUGCUUAUCACUCAUCAGGUGAUUCUACAAAUCCUUAACCCUUGGCUGGACGAGUCCAGCUUGGUCAUGCUGAAACCACAAAUGCUUCUUUUUGUAAUCUACGUGAAUGAUUUUUUUAAUAGAGUGAGCGGGUUUGUUACUGCCUGUGCCGCAUUCGAGCGGUGUCUCUGUGUGGUGCUUCCCAUGAAGGUGAAACUUCUCAUGACACGGCGUGUCGCUACAGUGGUAAACAUCUCCAUCUUCGUCGCUUUGAUCGUUUAUGUCAUUCUGCCAAACAGUCUUGUUUAUGUGGGCUCAAAAUAUUUGCCGAAUUUUAAUCGAACCUUUGCCUAUGUCUACUAUAGGGAGAACAGAGAGGCGGUCAUGAACAUCUAUUAUCUUGUCAAUGCCUUGUUUGUCCCUAAUCUCAUCAUUCUGAUGUUAAUGGUGUUUACAGCCAUCCUGAUAACGAAACUGAAAUCCAACUCUGAAUGGAGACACAGGGUUUCGAACCCACAGUCUCGCGGAAAGAACUCGGUGAACUACAAAGAAAGAAACGCCAUAGCCAUGCUUGUGACAAUGUCUGGCAUAUACAUCGUCUGCGUGAUUCCACGUUCGGCCUUGACCUUGGCUGACGGACUAUUCGAAGAGAUGAAAGCCGGAGGCAUCUACUUCGACCUGAACAAGCUGGUCUAUUCUUUUCUUAUUCUUUUCGAGGCUAUCCACUGUAGUGUGACUUCUAUUAUUUACUUUAAGAUGAGCUCGAAAUAUAGAGAAGUAUUUUAUCAGAUGUGUCUUUGGUGGAAAAAGAGAUAA